AGUUGUCCAACUGGUCUGACUGCGUACGGCAGCUACCGUCGAGGUCUAUGGUGCUGUGAACUGACCCGUAUCUGACUCUGAGCCAAGAUGGUUUGAGUGUACGUGUAUCUAAUUACUUGAUCGUAACCACGAUCGGAGAGUACAGAUUUGCCGUGAGUCUGAUUCAUAUGCAUGAUGACCUUGAAUAUGUGCAGUCGUGGGGUCAUGGCCGCCAUUUUGUUCAUCUUCAUGGUGGCGUCAACUUUGGUAAGAGCUGUCAACAACAACGGCAAACAACUCUACCACAAUGGCGGGGGAGAACCAGCCAGUGAAGCACGAAUACACGCGCUCGAGAGCAUUUUGGACAGUUUGUCAGCGUUUUAUGAGAAAACCCCCAAACCGGCUCUACCGGAGGACGGGGACCCGUUUGGAGCCUACGACCCUCUCAGAGCAUCAGAGACUGGGACAGAGGACGAGGAUGACCAUAAAGAGGACCCAGGGAAAAAGAUAGAAACGGUUGUGAGGCAAAGAAGGAUGUUAUAUUGAUGGCAAUGUUAGCGUGUGCCGCAAGGUGGCGCUGUGGAAUUGAUGAUGAUGCAUAUGUUGUACCUUGUCCUGCACCUCAGUGUAGUUGAUAAAGCCUCAUUUCGUUCCAUUGAUCUUAGAUUUCCCAUUCCAUUGUUUAUUGCUCGACUCUGUAUUUAUGUAUUCGAAGAGAAGCUAUGUAUAUAUCAACCUGCCUGUGUCUCUCAAAUGAACGAUAACAACUAUCUAUGAUAGACUCCUAUUCUGUAUUUUUAAAUCUGGUCAGAGUGCACCCAAACGUCAGCCAAUCUUGGUCGGCUGGUGUUCGGGGAAAGGUUCUGAAUGUGUGACUACACAGCAAUAAGAUACGUCUGGCCUUUUACAUUCUGUGAGGAAGUAAUGAAUGACGUUGUACCCUUAGGAGGGGAUGCUGGAGACCUUUUACUAGUAUACUGUUAUUGUUCCAUAAAAGUCGCCUGCACUUAAGGUUUGCCUCGUAACAAUGUAAGGCCGUGUACCCGAUUUCAUUAGUCAUGCUCGGUCAGAUUAUGGUUGUCUUUACUGCCGUCUGGCUUAUCAAACGCUGUAAACAAUAAUCAAGACCCAUAAAGAGCAGGAUUUGGGGAGAGAUACGGGCGGAAUCACUGCAGAACCAACACAGGAGUUUUACACAGAUUGUUUUAGGGCCAGGCUGUAAUGUCUAAUGCCACUUUGUCAACUUGGCGCCAUUUUUCUGUCUCCCUCGUUCCAUACGGGAUAUAAAACUCAAACAGAAACAAUUAUAAUUCUAAACUGUGUUCAGAUUUACAAAGAGACGUAAAACUUUGCUUAGUAAAGAUGUAUUUUGUACGCUAUAUUGAAUUAUCCUUGUCAACAUGUAAGGGGUACUAGAUGAACUAGGAAUCUUUAAUA
Molecule: messenger RNA, 1416 nt
Organism: Branchiostoma belcheri (Belcher's lancelet)
Lineage: Eukaryota; Metazoa; Chordata; Leptocardii; Amphioxiformes; Branchiostomatidae
Exons: 3
Coding region: 172-525 (117 amino acids)
Source: RefSeq, a predicted model, not a curated record